GAUUACAUCCUCAUUCGUGCAUGUUACACAAACAGCCUUCUUAACACUCGCCUAAUAAACAACGAUCCCGCAUUUCAGGACUUUCUAAAGUCAGAACAGUUCGCAGGAACACGUUCCAUAAAGUUCUGCAGUAAAUUAUUCCUGUCCACAGAGGUUACUUUCGGUAUUAAUUAAUCGAUUGACGUACAGUUGCUCAGUAAACUCCGAAGCGUGAGCUAUCGAACAAACCGUGAGCUAACGUCUGAUAAUGUAGGAUCCUAUUGUAAUAACAACAGAAUAUCAAUAGAAUAUUACUCUAAUAUCAAUACAAUUUAAUAUCGUAGCCUAACUCUCUUAACAGCAUCACCCAAACGAAACUAACAAUAACACUUUCGAUUUUGUUGCUUAUAAAAUUGGGUGACAAUCAGUUGUUGUUUCACAGUGCCCUGUUUGGAUCAUCAGUCCGUGAAAAUGAUUCUGACUGCAUCUUCACACUACGCUUUAUUCUUUUGCGGAAAAACGUUGCAGGUGAACUGAUUCCAGAACAGAUUUUUCCGGGAGGAGGAUGGAUUGCCCCCAGUGCUGCAGGGAAUGUGGGCAGAAUGACAAGUUCUGCAGUGAAUGUGGCUACAAACUGUGCUAUGCUAACACACCUCUCACAGGUUCUAACCGACACACCCACUCAAAGAGGCGGAGCCACACUGACAAUCGUCUUCUGGGGUGUUGCCGUGCUUUCAUUUGCUGCCAGUGCACAGCACAAGAUGAGGAAGAGAGAAGUGUGUUGGAAUCUGAGACCCAGCAGAGAGACACAACACCUGCUGAGCACAUCACACCUGGCACACCUGCCCCAGAGUCUGAGUAUCAGGAGGAGACCACAGACAACAGAUCCAGCCUGGGCCCAGAACCAGCACCAGAGGACCCAUCCUUAUGUCUGGCCCAGUCCCAGCCCUCCUCUGCAGACCCAGAUAAGUCAGACGCAAAGAGUGCUUUAGUGGGUACUGAUGACAUGGAUGGGACUUUGAGAGAAGACACCAAAUAUACUGUGUGUACUGCACAGGAGGAGGAGGAGGAUGAAGAGGAGGAGGAGGAGAAGGAGGAAGCUGAAGACUCAAAGGAGAGUGUGAGUGUAUCUAAAGGCGAGACCGUCAGUAAAGUCUCCCACGCCAUGCCCUCACCAAGAAGAACAUCUGGAGCUUCCCUCCCGGGAGGGGACCUCGCUGAUCACCCACACACAGUUCUGAGAUCCUCAAAACCUAUCUCCAUUAUGGCUCAGCUCGGAGGCCAUGUGGUGGCGCCUCAGUUUGAGGGAUGUUAUGUUAUGGGUGAUUUUACUGUAAAUAUAAACAAAGGCCCUGAUGUCAAAGACUGUGACCAACAGCAAGGGCACCCAAUCAGCAAGAGCCACACCCACUCUGACAACCACACCCACUGUGGUGACCACACCCACUCGCAGAGCCAGGGCCAGUCUGACACUGGCCUUCCCAAGGCUGAGACAGAGGAAACUUUGAAAGAGCAGAAAGAAAAGGCCAAAUCACAGACGAGUCUGUUGAAAUCAGAGAACCAGCAGACAGACACAACACCUGCUGAGCACAUCACACCUGGCACACCUGCCCCAGAGCCAUCUGCCCCUGGGAGGGUGGAAGCCACUGAUGCGCAGAGCAGGUCAGUGACUCUGUGCUGGGAAAGACCGGUCAGCAUGAAGGGAGUUUCUCCUGAGAUCCACAUCACCUACGGCUGUGAGGGAGAAGAGCCCAGAUCACAGAUAUGUGCACCCAACACCACCACAGCUGUCCUUACUGAUCUGAGACCUGGGAUGAAAUAUACUUUCAACCUCACUGCAGUCCUUCCAAACAGCAUCUGCAGCAGGACCAGCUCAACAAGAACUAGUCUGGAUGAGCUGGUGUGUGACUUGGGACUGGAACACCACCUGAAGAACAAGCUGACUCUGAGCAAGGUGCUGGAGAUUGAUGGAGAGACUUUAAGUGAUGAAAGCAUCCAGUCUCUGAAAUCUCUGCCGUGGUGUUUCCUGAGGAGGUUGAUGAUGGUGAAUGUGACUGCUAGGAGUGUGAGGUGCACCUCAAAACAGGACAUGACUUCCCAGAAUCUGGACAGCUUACUGAAAACCCUGUGCAAUCCACAGGGCCACAGCAACAGAGUCAACCCCCUGGACCUCAUAACUGCUGUGUUUCUCUGCUCAGAUGGCUUCCUCCAGCAGGAGAUGGUUUUGAAAAUGUCCAUGUGCCAGUUCUCUGUGCCUCUGCUGCUUCCUAAAUGUGACACACAGCAGUACACUUUAAUGCUCUGGGCCAUGAGGGAUGUUGUGAAAAAGUACAAGCCGCACUCUUUGGAGGACCCAAGUGGGUUUCUAGAGGAGAACAUUGUUCUCUCUGAGCUCCCCCUGGUCUCUUUUGUGAGGCUGGGAAACAGCAGCUUGUCCAAGUCUCAGAUCCUGAACCAGCUUCUCAGCAACCCUCAGCAGUACCACGACACCUUUGUUCACAAAAACAUGGAGUGCGGUGACACCCCCAGGAGGAUUUCCAAUGGGCUGGUGGAGAUCAGCUGGUAUCUGCCCAGUGGGAACAGAAGCAUUGACAUCUUCUCUGAGCCACUGGCUAUAGCUAACCUCCGUGGGGACCUCAGGGACUUUGAAACUCAGUACGCUUUCCUUUGUCACAACUCUGCUGCUGUAUUUGUGUUUUGUGAUGAUUACAAAUUUCUGGACUCCCAGCACCUGAAAGAUCAUUGGUUCUUGAUCAUCAAUUCACAGAGCAAGAGCUUCAAUAAAGAUGAUUUCAGCAGAUGUGUUUCUGAGUUAGAGCUAAAGCCCAGUAACAUCAUCAUAAAGGGUCCGCAGAUGAAUGAUACAGAAUUCAUCAAAACCCUGCGUUUGGGUAUCAGUGGAAUUUUAAAGGGAAACGUGCUCAAAAUGAGCAUUGAACAGAUGUCUGAUGUUGCCCAUGAGCUUGCGAUCCAGGUUGAUGAAGAUUAUGACUCCUGUCAGAAUGGUAAGCAGAAGGCUGAUGCAAUCACAGAAAGGAUUUUUGACAUACCAAGCUUCAAGGAGAAAGAGCUGCCCUUGCAAGGGACUGCAUGGAAACAGCUGGCCAAACUGGAGAAGGAAGAGUGCAGGAUGAAAAAUGCUGGGAAGAAAAACAUAGAAGUUUACAGGAAUGAGCUUGCAGAACAGAAGCAGCAGCUCAGAGCACAGCAGAGGGCUCACAGAAUCUCAGAGUCUAUGUCCCGUUUCAUCUCUGCAAUGUCUGGUUCCACAGAGGAGCGCAAGUAUUUCCUCAAGUGGAUGAGGAUCAACCUGGACAACCUGACACACAGAAGCCUUCCACUCCUUCGGGCGGAGUACAAGGAACAGUGUCAGAAUUCCUCAGAAAACAAGGAGCUCAUUGGAGAGUUGGACAGGAAGAUCUCUAGUUCAUCCUUGGGGACAGAGCACUUCUUGCGGGAAAUGGGUCAGCUGUACGAGUUGGCCUGCUCACUCCCUGAAGGCCCCACCCCUGAGAUUCAGGGCCUGCCACGUCUGACUGCCGAGCUGCUGCAGGAAGGCUUUCCUCUGGAGCUGGUGGAUGGAGAUGCAUCCAACAUUCCUCUGCAGUGGGUGACUCAGGUUCUGAAGGAACUCAAUCAACUAACACAGUAUGACUGUAAGAUCCGGGUGGUGACUGUACUGGGGGUGCAGAGCACUGGGAAGUCCACCCUCCUGAACACCAUGUUCGGGGUCCAGUUUGCCAUCAGUAGUGGCAGGUGCACGAGAGGGGCCUUCAUGCUCCUCAUCAGAGUGAAAGAGGACUUUAAAAUGCAGCUUGGGUGUGAUUACAUCAUGGUUAUUGACACUGAAGGGUUGAAGUCACCAGAGUUGGCCCAGCUGGAUGACAGUUAUGAGCAUGAUAAUGAACUGGCCACUCUGGUGGUGGUGCUGAGUGACAUGACAGUCAUCAACAUCGCCAUGGAGAACUGCACAGAGAUGAAGGACAUCCUGCAGAUUGUGGUGCACGCCUUCCUGCGCAUGAAAGAAGUUGGGAGAAAACCCUGCUGUCAGUUUGUGCACCAGAAUGUCCCAGAUGUCUCUGCCCAUGAAAAUAACCUGAGAGACAGGAAGCUUCUGCUGGAGCAACUGAAUGAUAUGACCCAAGCAGCAGCUAAGAUGGAAAAAAGGGGAAACAACAAAACAUUUACUGAUGUCAUGGAGUACGAUCCAGAGAGAAACAACUGGUACAUCCCUGGGCUCUGGCAUGGCAUCCCUCCCAUGGCACCGGUGAAUGUUGGCUACAGUGAGGCUGUAAAUCUGUUCAAAAGGAGUGUGACUGAGACGUUUCAGCAACACAAAUCUGGAAAGAGCACACCAUACACAUUCAGUGAGUUCCUUGAAUGGACCAAGAGUUUGUGGGAGGCAGUGAAAUAUGAGAACUUCAUCUUUAGUUUCCGAAACAGCCUUGUGGCUGAUGCUUAUGCUCAGCUUUGCACUGAGUUCAACACAUGGGAGUGGGCCUUCAGGAAGAGAAUGUACUCUUGGUUAAGCCAAGCUGAGACAAAGGUGUCAAACUUUGGCACAAUAGCAACACAGAUUCAGCCAUCCUCCGAUGUAAAUGACUUGAUGAGCAGCCUUAUACAUGAGGCCUCUGUAGAACUGGAUAAAGGCGAAAAGCUUAUUUUGGACAAACUCACUGAAUUCUGUGAUAGACCACAGGGACAGGUUCACUUGGUAGAGAAGUACAAGCAGGAAUUCAUCAACGCAGCCAAAGCCAUCCGGAAGGAGACAGAGCACUCUGUUAAAAACAAGCUAGAUGCCACGGUGGAGAUUAGACAGGGUAUGUUCAGGUUAGAGAAAAUCAAGAAAAAUCAUACAGCUGUAAUGGAGCAGAAGGUGCUGGACCUGAUUGAGAACUGCAGGAAAAGUAAAGAUCUGUCAGAUCAAGAGCUGGAGACUGAAUUUGAGAUGAUGUGGAAUGAGACUGCGAAUGAACUGCAGUUCUGUGGCCUGGAAAAACGAGAUAUUGUCCUAGAUAUCUGGCACCAGCUGAGGGUUAACUUAGAGAUGAAAGGCAGCUCAGUACGUGAAAUGCUGUUGAAAGUUGGCGACUUGUCUGAAUGUGGAAUGGAGCCAUUCAAAUUGGAGAGUAAAGGAUUGUUUAAAAAGAUGUGGACCACAAUUUUUGGAGAUGAGCAGAAGAUAAAAACACAACAGAUAACUGAUCACAUCAUCAUGUGCAGCAGGCAGUUUGUAGCUGAAAAGGUGGGAACAAGGUCUGAUUACCAUAACACGUAUAUGAUUGGCUUGUUUCAUAUAAUAGAUGAAAUCCUGGACAGGAACACAGAUCUGGAAACAAGUGCUGACUUUGAGGUCGGGUUGAAGAUCCACAUCUGUGGACAUGCAGCACGGGAGUUUCAAAAAAUGCAUUUGGAUUUUAUCCAUGCAAAUGAUCCCCGUCACUGUCUGGAGCAGUUCAAGCAACAGUACCGCACUGACUUUAAGGACCUGUUCCAUAAAAGAGACCAGUGUCAGAAGAAAGCAGAGGAGUUCACCUACAACUGUCUUGCACCUGCAGUGAAGGAAUACAUCACCAAGUCUCUGGGCCCUGACCUUGUGGAUGAAAUGUUGACAGGAGAGAAAACCAAGGAUUUCAGCACUCAAUCCUUCUUCCAGUUCUCAAUCCUCAAGCAGCUGCUUUCAGAUGAUAACUUUGAGAACUUUGAGAAUUACAUAAGUAAUUAUGACACCUUUGUGCAGGACUGGAUAUUCGAGCAGAUGGUUAAGCAGUUCUCAGAGGGAGAUGGUCUCAGAACCAUUGAGAUUAAGCACAUGAAGGUGAUGGUUAAACGAUUGAAGAAAGCCAUUAAGAAUGCAGAGAGGAAAGUCAAUGAAAGAGUGACAGGAAGGGGUGUGGAGGACCAAUACAUUCAGCAGUUCAUUCAGGAUUUCUAUAGUGACCUACAGGAGCUUGCCAUCCCCAAAGACCCCCUCACAGUGGUCCUGGUUUUAAACACUGCCAAGCCAGUAGACUUUUCCCGGUGUCUGGAAGUGCUUGUGGCUGAAAUGGAGCAGUCCAUUACUGCAGAGUUUCAGAGGGGUGGGGAUGUGAGGGCCAGGCUGACCUCACUGCCCUUUCAGCCACAGAAGGAGCUGUUUAACAGGGUGUUUGGCUGUGGGAGGCAGUGUCCCUUCUGCAUGACCCCAUGUGAAGCAGGCGGCAAGAACCACACAGAGCACUUUUCUUCCAUUCACCGUCCUCAGGGGAUCUGUGGACACACAUGUUAUGAUUCUUCUGAAUUAUCGAUUGAUAUCUGCUCCAUGAGUGUUGCCUGUGAGGAACGAUUUAGUUCGAGUGAAACAGAGGGGAAAUGUCAUCCAUACAAGGACUAUCAGAGCAUUUACCCUGACUGGCGCAUCCAGCCUGACACCAGCAUCCAGGCCUCAGACUACUGGAAGUACGUCUUCAACAGGUUUAACAAGCAGUUUGCCAAGGUGUAUGAAGCUAAACCAGCUAACAUUCCCUUCCAUUGGAAACUAAUAACCAAAGACCAAGCCAGGGAAAGCUUGAAGGAAUCCUUCCAGAUGAAAACAGGAGAUUAAACGGGUCUUACAACCCGGAAUUCAGUUGGGUAGAAAAAUUGUCUUCUGAGUUGUAUUAAGAUCCAGUAGUCUACUCACAGCCUAAUGUUCAAGCACAUGAAGAGCCCCUAGCCAAGUCGAAUUGUAUGAACGAACUACAGUUUUGUACAAUACAAAUAAAAACAUUUAAUUUUAAAAAGGAAACCGCUGAAUUAAAUCAUUACUGAUGUCUGGAAGGAGUAUGAAUUCCCGAUCACUAAUACAGUGAGUCAUAUACAUAAUAUAAAGUGCUAUUACCUCUAUCAUAGAAUUUAUUAAUACACACGCUGUCUUUGAAUUAAUAUGGCUGACCUUUGUUCAUUGUUCCAUUGCUAUAUUUUAACAGUUUUUUAAUGUUGUGACAAUCUAUAUAUAAAAGAGAAUACUUUUUUACAAAAAUGCUAAACAUGUUUUCUAUCUAAUUAUGAAUCAUUUUCUGUUCUUCCUCUGAUUAAGGUCUUUCAUAUUAAUAAAGCACAUAACCUUCAUGAGUUAUUGGCUACAUUGUCAGCUCUUCAUCACUGCUUGCUUUGCUGUUUGAAAUAAUAAAUUAAGUGCCUAGAUAAUCUGGUUACGCAGUGGUAUAACUAGUUCACAUGUCUACUAUCAUAAUGAAUGUAUGUUUUUCCUUGAAUAAAAGCUGGAA
Molecule: messenger RNA, 7226 nt
Organism: Anguilla anguilla (European eel)
Lineage: Eukaryota; Metazoa; Chordata; Actinopteri; Anguilliformes; Anguillidae
Product: up-regulator of cell proliferation-like
Exons: 12
Coding region: 545-6562 (2005 amino acids)
Molecular function (GO): GTP binding; protein binding
Source: RefSeq, a predicted model, not a curated record